ACUGCGCAUGCUCCCUGAACCUCGUGCGUUCAGAAAUCAGUGACUCCGGUCCGGUGGUGUGAGCGAUACAGAACCAGAAUCUGGAGCAAUUUGGGGCUGCGAUGGAGAGUCGGGACCAGAACCGCGACCAGAACCAGGACCAGGACCAGGACCAGAACCGUGACCAGGACAAGGACCAGGACCAGAACCGUGACCACGACCAGGACCAGGACCAGAACCGUGACCAGGACCAGGACCAGAACCGUGACCAGGACCAGGACCAGGACCAGCUCUCCUGCUCUCCUUUUAGGUGGAAGAAGCAGAAACGUAAAGGGAAAGCGAGGUCAAAGGGUCACCGCUGUCUGCUGUGUAGUAAAACCUUCCAGUCAGCUGAGAGGCUGAAGGCCCACCAGAUCGUCCACAGUGAGGAGAGACCACACAUCUGCAGCGACUGCGGCGCCUCCUUCAAGGUGUUGAACUCCCUGAAGCUCCAUCAGCGGAUUCACACCGGAGAGAAACCGUACGGCUGUGUGGAGUGCGGAGCGUCCUUCUCCGUGUCCAGCAGUCUGAAGAAACACCAGCGGCUGCACACGGGGGAGAAACCCUACAAGUGUGAUGAGUGUGGGAAGUGUUUCGCUGAGUCCAGCGCCUUGACGGUCCACAGACGCACACACACGGGUGAGAAACCGUAUCGGUGUGAUGUGUGUGGGAAGGGAUUUAAAACAUUGUCUGAGGUGAAACAGCACCGGAUCCACCACACCGGAGAGAAACCCUUCUGGUGUCACCAGUGUGACAAACGUUUCGUCACCAAGCAGGCUCUCCAGACCCACCAGGUCAUCCACUCGGACCUGAAACCGUUCAUAUGCGGCGAGUGUGGAGAAGCCUUCAAGCUGGCCGUCUCCCUGAGGCGCCACCAACGGGUUCACGCCGGGUAUCAGUGUGACGCCUGCGGGGAGAUAUUCGCCACGGCGCUGAUCCGAGCCAAUCACAAGCGCAGCACAAGUGGCUGGACGUGCUGCAGCGCAACUGGCGUCUCCGGAAGCUCCAGAUGAUGUCCGCCAGACACGGCGUGGUUCCAGGACAGACUGGACCGUCCGCUGGACACGGCGUGGUUCCAGGACAGACCGGACCAUCCGCCGGACACGGCGUGGUUCCAGGACAGACCGGACCGUCCGCUGGACACGGCGUGGUUCCAGGACAGACUGGACCGUCCGCUGGACACGGCGUGGUUCCAGGACAGACUGGACCACCCAGGGAUCUAGCUGUGAAAAGAGACUGGACUGAGUCAUGAACAGAACCGGCCAGCUGCAUCCCAAAGGCUUCAUGUCUGCCGUCUGUCAGCCGGACCAACAGGAACCUGAAGGAAGGUCAGAGGUCAUCUUGUCUUCAGGAAGAUUCUUUUGGUUUUUACUUGAUGAACUUGAAUAAUCUGAUUUCCUGCUGCAAAUAUUGAAGAAGUUAUGUUUCUGUAGUUUUCAGAAUAAAGUUUUUGUUGCAUCAAACGA
Molecule: messenger RNA, 1484 nt
Organism: Xiphophorus hellerii (green swordtail)
Lineage: Eukaryota; Metazoa; Chordata; Actinopteri; Cyprinodontiformes; Poeciliidae
Product: gastrula zinc finger protein XlCGF7.1-like
Exons: 2
Coding region: 102-1031 (309 amino acids)
Biological process (GO): regulation of gene expression
Cellular component (GO): nucleus
Source: RefSeq, a predicted model, not a curated record